AGGAAAAAAAAGAAAAAACACUCCACUACCUCCACACCUUCCUGCAGCUGCCACAGCGUUCUGUUACAGUUUCGAACAAAGCCAUGGACCCUGAAUACUACCAAUCUCAUAACAUGUGUUGGGGAACCCUCGGAACGGUGCGACCCUUCCCCAAUUUCUACCCUGAGCAGGAUGUGGUGAAGAUCCAGGCCGCGCUGGAGAGGAAAGAUGCAGUGACUCUGGUGAGAAUCCUAACCAAUCGGACCAACGCUCAGAGGCAAGUGAUCGCCAACACCUUCGAAGAACUGACGCAAAAGGACCUGGCAACUGGUGUGAAGAAAACUCUGUCUGGAGACGUGGAGACUCUGCUGCUGGAGCUGCUGAUGCCUCCUCUGCAGUAUGAGGCUUACCGCCUGCAGCAGGCCAUGGUGGGUUUAGGCACAGAUGAGAAUACACUGCUGGAGAUCCUGUGUACACAAUCCGGAGAGAAGCUUCGAGAAAUCAGCACCACGUACAGACAACUGUUCAAGAAGGACCUGGAGAAUGAACUGAAAGGAGAAACCAGCGGAGACUUUACUAAGCUUCUUUUGGCUUUGUUGAAUAAAGAAGCUGUUGUUAGUGGAGUUCAAAGAGAUAUUGAGUCUCUCUCUGCUUCGCUGAAUGGGAAAAAAGCUGAAACAGGACCGUGGAUUAACAUUCUGACCUCUAGAGACUCACACCAUCUCAACGAAGUGCUGCAGGGACUGGAGCUGCAGAGAGGACAUGUGGUGGAUCAGGUUCUGGAGAAAAGGUUUACGGGAGACUUCCAAAUGGGUUUGAAAGUUUUAGUACAGUGCAUCCAAAACCCCGACCUCUACCUCGCCAGAAGACUAGUUAACACGAAGACCCCAAUAGUGCAGGGCAUUAUGGUUUCUCACUCGGAGGAAGACCUGCUGUGUAUCCGAGCAGCCUACCUCAAAUUAACGGGCACUUCUCUCUACACUGCUCUACAGAAACAAUACAAAGGAUAUCAUCUACAGGCUCUGCUGGCCAUCUGUCGAUCCGAAGAUUAAACAAAAGCUACACGCAUUUUGAGUAGCUGCAUAUCUUUAUAGAUCUUCUUUUCCCCCUUGAAUCAAGUCUGUUGUAAUAACUUCAUGUUCUUCUGCUGAUUAUCAUAUGUUCUCAUUUAAUGAUAUGCUUUGCUCAUGCUUGUUUUAAUACAUGUGUACAAAUACAUGCAACAAAAUGUAAAUAAACAAGUUACA
Messenger RNA from Cyclopterus lumpus (lumpfish), 1226 nucleotides. RefSeq lists its product as uncharacterized. The coding region runs from base 84 to 1031 and encodes 315 amino acids. Gene Ontology annotation, molecular function: calcium-dependent phospholipid binding; calcium ion binding. The record is from RefSeq and is a predicted model, not a curated record. NCBI's taxonomy places the organism in Eukaryota, Metazoa, Chordata, Actinopteri, Perciformes, Cyclopteridae. The transcript is spliced from 13 exons. Gene Ontology annotation, cellular component: cytoplasm.